Trichomonas vaginalis G3 is the source of this 2436-nucleotide messenger RNA. RefSeq names its product phosphatidylinositol dephosphorylation. The record is from RefSeq and is a predicted model, not a curated record. The transcript has a single exon. Gene Ontology annotation, molecular function: phosphatase activity. Gene Ontology annotation, biological process: phosphatidylinositol dephosphorylation. Lineage: Eukaryota; Parabasalia; Trichomonadida; Trichomonadidae. The coding region runs from base 1 to 2436 and encodes 811 amino acids.
AUGUCAUCAGCGCCAUCUACUUAUGCAAGUAUAGAUACGAAAUCUGUGCAAUUACGCGCAGUGAAUACCUUUCCUUGCAAAGUCAUGUGCGAUAAAGAAUUUAAUAGCUCUUUUAUUUCAUUAGUUAAUCCUAUUCAAGAUCCUCGCGUCUCAGCAUUGUAUUUCUCUGCAUCUGGAUGUGUUUAUCAGAAGUAUUGCUAUGUAUUUCCGAUCACACCAGGUAUCCUUUUUAAAUGCAAUUACCCAUACAUAUUAUUAUCAAACGGAACAUACGAAUAUACUAUUGAAUUUGAAGCCAAAGCUCACAUGAUCAGUUUUAUGAAAUUGUUAACUACCAAAAUAACAGAGCUUGCCCGCAAUAAAAUUACCGAUAAAGAAAUUUACGAUUGCUUCUUCAACAGAGAAGCUUCGGACAGACUUUGCAAAGGAUUAGCCAAAGUCCGUACUGGAUAUGACUAUAAAUCAAUAUUUAGACUCUCUGGAGCAAAUGUAGAUGAUCCGAUCGCUAUUGCUAUGCUUUUACAGCAAGAAAAGAGCUUCAGAGAAUAUUUCGAUAAGUCAGUGCAUGUUGUUACAUGGAACAUUGACCAAAAGAAGCCACCGGAGAAUGUUGAUCUCCUUUUCGGCGAAUUAUCGAAGCGUUAUGAUAUCUACGUAUUCUGCUUCCAAGAAAUUGAUAUGUCAAUGGAUGCAAUUAUGCAUGGCGACUCCAAAGAGAAAAAGGAAGCCUGGGAUAAGGCUUUAGGAGCUGCUUUAACAGCCAAUGUCGAGACAUAUCAAUACGCUGGAGGUAUACAACUCGGCACUUCUUACAUUUCGGUUUUCGUAAGAGAUCCAAACCUUAUUUCGAAUGUAGCUACAGCAACAUGCACAAUUGGUGCUAUGGGAUUCUUCAAUAAAACAGCUGUAGCUGUACGCUUCCAAUACCACGAUACGAAUCUUUGUUUCAUUUGUUCCCAUUUAUCUCAUGGCCGAAAGAACGUUGAACGCAGAAACUCCGAAUUCUGGAUUAUUCAGAGUGAGCUCGUCUUCCAGACCCCUGUAGGAGAGUUCGGAGUCGAUGACCACGAUGCAAUUUGGUGGUCUGGAGAUUUUAAUUACCGUUUGACGCUCCCUGACCCAGAAUCACGUGAGAAAUUCAAUGAAACAGCUUAUUUGCUACAGCAUGACCAACUUAUUCUCGCCCACAAGCAGAAUAAAGUCUUUGUUGGAUAUAAUGAAGCAGAAAUCAAGUUCAGACCGACUUACAAAUUCGAUAAAGGUACAGAAACACUUGAUACAUCCUCAAAGCAACGUGGCCCUGCAUGGUGUGACCGUAUUUUCCACAGAAUUCCAGGACCAAUCCAAUUUAUCCAGCAAAAGUCAUACAAUUCGAUCAAAGGCCUCCUGAUGUCUGAUCACCACCCAGUAGCCGCUGAUUUCUCAAUGCGCGUUUGGCAGAACGAUCACGACAAAGCGAUGAAAUUAUAUGAUGAGAUCAAACUUAAGGUUGACGUUCUCAAAUGGCGCACAAGCCUUUCACAAGAUUUUAUAGACUUCAAAUCCGUCUCUCUUGGCGAGCCAAAGUCCCAAGUUAUCAAAUUAAAGAACGAAGGUCAAAUUCCUGUUCUUUUCCAAGUCCAAACCGAUGCUUGCUGGAUUACUUGCCAUCCACAGCGCGCAACAGUUAUACCAGAUAAGGACAUCGAGCUCCUUAUUUCGGUUAAUAUUGAUGCGGCCUCUCAAGUUACGGAUCCUGUCACUACCGCACAGUUUGUUAAGUACGUAAAGAUCUGUUAUCCAUCAGGAAAGCCUCCGAAUUUCAUUCUCCUUACCGCUCAAUUCAAUCUUAGCCCAAUCGGAUUGCCUCUUGAGUAUUUAUACAGACUUCCAGUGGAAUUAUCCAGAUUACCAGCCGAACUCUUCAUCCCUCGCGAUUCAAAUGACUACAAAACUGCGCAAAUCAUGAAUUACCCGGCUCGUGUAUCGGAAUGCUACGAACUCAAUGCUCUUUUGGAUGCAUUGAAGCCAGUAAUAAACGAUCCACAGAUUUUCACGAAGCCAGGCCAAUCAGAAGAAAUGUCAAUAAUCGCGAACAAUUUGAAAGAGAGAAAAGACAUCAAAGGUAAGUUUACUCAAUAUGGAUUAUUCUCUGUCUUGUUCUCCAUCAUCGAAUGCACGAAAGAACCGAUUUUCUCCUAUGAUCUUUUGAAAGGAUGGGAACAAAAGGACGAAAAGAAGGAAUUCAUGAACCUUAUCAACAGCCUUCCUGAAUGCAACAAAACACUCUUCCACAUGAUCACUGGAUUCUUCACAGAAGUCUUGAAGAAGUGGAAAGCUGACGGAAUUCAAGCAGAUGUUCCAACAAUUAUAUCAUACCUCGCAAGAUCGUUCACUAAGAAUAAUGAGAAAUCCCUUGAUAUUGCUGUCUUAGUCUUUACAAGAGUUUUCUUAUAA